UUAACGUAAAUAUUCUGACAACUAGUUGACACUUUUCUACUUAAUAUUUUAACGUUUUGAUACCAACUACUCUCACAUUCUCCGAUUUGACGAAGGCGGCAAAUUUUCUGUAAUUGCUACUUGGCAUAGCAUGAGAAGAGUUCUAUCUAGAUCUGACGGCAAAUAUACGAAAUAUCGAGAUAGUGAACCAUAUUCGUUGGGAAACUUAGAUCUAGUUAAUUUAAGGCUUAAUUUGCCUUCUGAACAAGAGGAUUCUCCACGGUCCAGAGUAUUUGACAAAGGCUCGGGAGAUACAUACGGUGAAUACCAAAAUUGCCAUUCUCUUCAAAGCAAAGAUAUUCGCUACGAACUCAAAGCUGGUCCUCAUAGAAAUCCAGGAGGAUAUGAAAAUAGACCGAAAUACAAAAAAGCACAAAGGGGUCUUUCUUCGGAGGACGUUGUUUUAAUAUAUUCGAAAGACGGCAGUAAAAAAGUUAUCCAAACUGCACCGAUAAAUCAAAACGAUUUCUUGUAUCCCUCUAAAAAAAAACUUGGAUCUAGACCGACAGAAUACUGGAAAACAGGAAAAACGACGGAAAGGAAUCAUUGUCUGAACGCCGAAACUGUGGACUCAAAAAAUAGCUUUCCGUUUAAAGUAACUCCAAGUGGUAAACUGAAAGUUGAAUCAUCUCAGGUUGUUUUUUCUUCAAAAAAAUUGAGUGUUCUUGUUGCUGAUCCAAAGAAUACUAAGGUUAAUAUAGAUCCAGAACCGGUGAGUGUUAAACCUUCAUUGGAAAUGGCUCAACACGAUCACGCAGAUUUUACCAAAAACUCACAUACCCCAAUGGAAACGCUUAUGAGUCAGGCUGGCGGAUUUUCAUCAUUAGGAUCUCUGAUAGGAAAUUCGCCAAUUCGAAGUCCUACCAAAGAGGCAUCCGAAUACGAAAGCAAGCAAACUAGUGAAAUUUUAGACCCUGAAUUAAACUUGGGCCGACUAGGAUAUAGUGGAUCAGAUGUUAUCAGUUGGGAAAAAGUAAAGUUACCCGAAAAGCAAAACUUAUAUUUGGAAUUGUAUCACCGGAUCACGAAUAACACAAAUGCAGAUUGUAAAGUGUAUAUUGACAAUGAAGAAUUUAAUUGCCAUUUAAUAGUGCUUCAGUGUUAUUCCGAAUUAUUCGAUGCUUAUGUUGCAGUGAAGAAAGUGGAAUUGCCAUCGGACAAGUGCAGUGUGGCUGCGUUUUCUUUCAUUUACGACUGGAUGAUAACCGGAGAACCCUCCUAUGUUCACCUAAGCAGAGAGAAUGUUCUUGACAUAUUUAUUUCAACAAAGUACUUGAAAAUUAAAGAUUUAGUGGAACAAUGUUGGGCAUUCAUAGAUAACGUUGACGUCUUCAACGAGGACACUGCCUUCCUUCUUUACAUGGACGCGAAAAAACGAAAUUUACCAGAAGUAAAGGAACUGAUGCUGCCCAGAAUUCAACUAUUUUUCCUAAUGUUGGUCAGCUCGCAGGACUGGCUCGAAUUAGAAGUGGAUGAUAUAAAAAAUUUGCUCAAGUCAAAUUAUAUUGCAGUCAACUGUGAAAUGGAAAUUUUCAUGUCAGCUGUUCGUUGGCUGAAACACGACUGGCAAAACAGGGAUAAGUAUAAGUACGAAGUUCUCGACUGUAUACGAUUUGGAAAUAUCGCUCCUUGGCAACUGGUCGACAUCAAAAGAAAUCCCGAAAAUCCAGAUUUUAUGGAUUUGGCUAAAGACUUGAGAAUAUGCAAAAUGAUUGACGAUGGGCUUGCAUAUGUUAUAAUUAAGUAUUGGUAUGGCCAAGAAAAUGAGGACUUUCAGCAUUGGAACACAGUACUAGGACUACAAGAACCACCAGCUCGAAAUUGGAAUGGACCAGACAAAACGUAUUUUACUUUUAGAGAGUUUUUGAUUUAUUUGGAUCAGUAUCGCCGAAAUCAGUUGAUUGAAAGGAACAAGCCAAAGUUAUCGGAAAAGCCAGAGAAAAAACCUAAGGAAGGAAAAUAUGUUUCUGAAAAAAACUCUCCGCGUAUUCCGACCAUGGAGGAGUUUAUGACCAAAAAGAGGGCGAAUACACAGAAGAAAGUAAAUAAAGUGGUAUCGUAAACUGGUGUUCCCAUCAGCAUUAUGCAAAUAAUAUAGAAAUAUUUUGUAUUUUUUAAAUAAAUAUUCACCGCACA
Messenger RNA from Dendroctonus ponderosae (mountain pine beetle), 2175 nucleotides. RefSeq lists its product as uncharacterized. Gene Ontology annotation, molecular function: protein binding. The transcript is spliced from 13 exons. The coding region runs from base 131 to 2101 and encodes 656 amino acids. The record is from RefSeq and is a predicted model, not a curated record. Lineage: Eukaryota; Metazoa; Arthropoda; Insecta; Coleoptera; Curculionidae.